GCGCCCCUCGGUGACGUCACCACGGCCGCAGCUGUUCGGCUCGUCUGAAUGUAAUUUCACAGACAAGUCGAGCUCUUCGACGGAAUGACUUCGAUGUAACUACGAAGGCGACGGAUUUUUGUUAAUUUUGAGAGCGCGUACUGUUCAUCUUCGAUGCGUAACGUCGUAUAACGGAAGACGGUUGUUAGCUAGCUAUCACGGCUAAGCGUUUGCUGAUGAACUAGAUUUGGUGAUCUGUUUUCGUGUCGGACAACCUUGGAUAGGUUUAACAGCUGAAAAAUGGUGAGACCACAUUCAGGAUCUCCUCGUUCCAAACACAGGCCAUUCUCGGACAACUACAGCAGCAUGAAUCAUGAAGGGCGAUUUGGCCCCCCUUCAAGAAGCCAGAGAGGUUUUAGAGGACCUCCUGGAAAAGCCCCACCAAGUUGGAGAGAUAAUAACAGUGGACCCCAGCCAUACCCCAAGAGGCCCUCGCUCAUGGGUGAACGCAGAGAGCGGCCACAUGGACCAUGGAUGCAGCACCAGGAUAACUUCCAUCCAUAUCCCAGCUCACAGGAUUCACAGCGGGGCCGCAGGAGGCCUUCUCCACCUCGCUCAAGCCGCCCUCCCCCAGUCCAGCACAGGCAGUCCCCACAUGGUCCUAUACAUGGACCCCCUAGCCACAGAGCACCACUUUUUCAUGAAAACCACCCUAGCCACACAUCUCCAUCUCGCCAUUUCCACGGCCCCCCAGACAGGAGGAUUCCUUCCCCACAUAGUUCCUUCAGGGGUCCACAGCGACGCCCAAGCCCUCAGGAACAUGACAGGAGCUGGUGCCCCACUCCUCGGGAUAGGCCCUUUGGCCGACCAGCACUUGGCGGGCACCACUGGAAUGGCCCAGGAGGUUACCCUCACCCCCCUGGUGGGGAUUCAAGGCUUUCUGGCCCACUCCAGAGAAAACCCAGAGAGUUUCAUGGAAGGAAUUCAUAUCCAGAGAGGUGGUCUGCAGAGAGAGAUCAUCGUGCGCCACAUGGAGAUCUUGGAAGGGAGUCCCGGCGACCUGGCAUGGAAUGGGCACAUGGAGGAGGGGGAAGUCCACAUACUCGGCCUCCUUACAGAUCGCCAGCACGAAGACCAGGCCCGCCCCCAUCUGGAUCGUCACUUAGACCGUAUCCUCCUUUUCGACCACAGGAAAGGCCCUUUGGACGGCCAAUGAAGAGGAAGAGUCAAGAAUUCAGAAGGCCACCAUCAUCAAGCGGUUUAGAGCAUGGGCCACCAAAGCGUUUCUGCAGGGAGUUCUCAGUGAGACCUGUUCCUCUCAGGGGCUUUCGAGGUCGAGGUUUGUCGCUUCAAGAUAAAAGCCGACUGAUAAAGGCAAGGAGGUUUAGAGCGGAGUCAGUGGCCCGGUUCAAACUGCCUCCACCGAGGCCGAGAAUCUCGGAGAGAGUCCAGAAGCCUAAGCCUCAGACUGCGCCAAAGAAUGCCAAAGAUUCCCCAGGAGUCUCACCACGCAAGUUACCACUCAAAAAGAUGUCAUCAUCCAGAGAGUCGUCCCCCAACACAGACUCCAAGACUGCAGAACCUGAGAGGGACUCCGAAACAAAGGUGGAAUCCCGUCGCUCUGUGAGCGCACACAGCUCUUCACCAAUAGACAGACGACUUUCACGUGAUCUUGUUGUGGUUUCUCAUUGGGAGGCGGGGCACAAACCCAGUACUAGCCCUAAGAACAAUACAUCCUGGAGGAAUAAGGCACCCAAGAGCAAAUCUGAGGAAUCAGAAUCCCAUGGAAAUUUAACACUGAAUGAACGCUUCACCAAGCUGCAGAGUCCUAACUCUUCACAGGAACAGAAAGAAAGACGGUCUUCUGUAAGUCCAGAAAAAACCCUGAGGAAGCCUGGAUCAUUUCAGAGGCCAAAUUUUCGCCCAACUGCUUUAGUGAAGAGGGGUUCAGCCCCUGAUGGAGUUACCAGGAAACCAUUAAUGGGCACAUUAAUUCCAAGACCGCCCUUCAAUCAGAAGCCUGUCUUCAAGAAGAGUCAAAGUAUCAUGUCAAAGUACAAGAACCUGCAAACGUUGCGGCAUAAAGUGCCUCAUCAGCGUCAAGCUACUAGCUAUCGCCGGUGGUAAGCCAAAAUGAUAUGCUGAAGCAAGUCGUCCACUGCAAAGCCUCUCUAUGAAGCUCCCCUCACCUUCGCUUAUCUCCUUUGAUCUAAUCUGUUGAAAAAAAGAGAAAAUAGCAAAGUAUUAUUUUUCAUUUAUAUAAGUUCCCAAUCCCCCCCCUCCUUUGGUGUGCAUUAGAGAUAAUGUCUCAUUCUUUUCUUUUGUCUUUUUUAGAGUUUCAAAAACGGAGAUUAGCAUCACAUUUUUGUAUAUACAUUUAACCUGUACAAAAGCUCUCUGUUUUUCCGGUAUUUCGUGAAAAUGAUUUUUAGAUUUGGUUAAAUUGUUUUUCUUUGAACAUGUGGUUCUGUUUAUACAUCAGUGUCUGAAUAGCUGCUUUUUGAAAGUGACUGUUAAAAGACUCAUAUCAUGCGAAAUGAUACUUGUAAAAUGCUGUAUGAUGAGUAACUUUCAUUUGAUGAAACAGUUUGGUUGAGCUUCAUGUGUUGAUUAAAUGGCUUCCCUGAAAAAUUGUUUGUGUAGCUCAAACACACAUGUACAUUCUUUGUAAUCAGACACUUUGAAUAAAACUGGAAUUGUCAGAUGUUCUCCGUUGAGUGAAGUCAAAUACUUGAACUGUAAAAUAGAUCUGUUGGGUAGUCUGUUAGUCACGAAACCUACCAAACACUGUGACUCGUGUGAUGUAGCCAUGGUAUCUCAGCAGUUCAAUGUUGAAUUCUUUCAAACUUAUGUAUUUCUGUCAACCAGCAGUGUGAUACUGAAUUUUCUGCAACAAUUUUGUCCAAUAAAUGGGUGGCCAAUCCA
This is a messenger RNA of Puntigrus tetrazona (Sumatra barb), 2904 nucleotides long. RefSeq lists its product as uncharacterized. NCBI's taxonomy places the organism in Eukaryota, Metazoa, Chordata, Actinopteri, Cypriniformes, Cyprinidae. Bases 280 to 2106 code for a protein of 608 amino acids. The record is from RefSeq and is a predicted model, not a curated record. The transcript has 10 exons.